Asparagus officinalis (garden asparagus) is the source of this 686-nucleotide messenger RNA. Its product is annotated as thioredoxin H1. The record is from RefSeq and is a predicted model, not a curated record. The transcript has 3 exons. The coding region runs from base 78 to 410 and encodes 110 amino acids. Lineage: Eukaryota; Viridiplantae; Streptophyta; Magnoliopsida; Asparagales; Asparagaceae.
UCAUCGUAAUUACAAACCCAAUUCAAUCUUUAUCGAUUCGGUUGGUUGAGCUUGAGAAAGAGAGAGAGAGAGGAUAAAUGGCGGAAGCUGUGAUCGCAUGCCACAGUGUUCAAGAAUGGACUCAGCAACUCGAGCAGGCCAAUCAAUCUAAGAAGCUCGUGGUGGUUGAUUUCACUGCUAGUUGGUGUGGACCAUGCCGCAUGAUGGCACCCAUUGUCAGUGAACUGGCUAAGAAGUUCACCGAUGUUCUCUUUCUCAAGGUUGACGUCGACGAGCUAAAGACUGUGGCCCAGGACUGGGCGAUAGAAGCCAUGCCGACCUUUGUGUUUGUGAAGGAAGGUACCAUCAUCGACAAGGUUGUUGGUGCUAACAAGGUGGAUUUGCCCAAGAAGAUUGAAAUGCACAAGUGAUUCUUCCUCCUUCCGAGCUCCAUGCUUAUCAGAUUGGAGCAGCGACGUGCGUGCUGUUAUUAGGAUAUUGGACUUUCUAUGCUCUUAUGCUUUGCUAAUAAGUGAUGUAGUUUAGGCUUUCAUGAGAUCCAACCAUUGAGCAGAUACUGUGUGGCUAAUGAAUGUGAACUUGUUGCGCCUUAUUUUGUUUGAUUUGUUCAUCAACUUUGUUCUGAAUGGUUUCUAUGGCCUUUGUGUAGAUUUUUAAUGCUCUUAAAGCUGUCGGAGAUGAAAAUA